This is a messenger RNA of Astyanax mexicanus (Mexican tetra), 3869 nucleotides long. It is a transcript of the gene kcnk4a, whose product is annotated as potassium channel, subfamily K, member 4a. The transcript has 9 exons. Gene Ontology annotation, biological process: stabilization of membrane potential; potassium ion transmembrane transport. NCBI's taxonomy places the organism in Eukaryota, Metazoa, Chordata, Actinopteri, Characiformes, Acestrorhamphidae. The record is from RefSeq and is a predicted model, not a curated record. The coding region runs from base 532 to 2172 and encodes 546 amino acids. Gene Ontology annotation, cellular component: membrane. Gene Ontology annotation, molecular function: potassium ion leak channel activity.
UUCACCUCCUCCACCUCUCUCUGUCUCUCUUUCUCCCAGUCUUCUCCUCGGCACACCUCUGAUCUCUGCUCUCUCUGCUUUCUGUCAUAUGUUCUCUGUUUUUUCUCGUGUGCUGGCAGGCUGAUGUAAAGGCCUGAGAAUGGGGAAACACCCGGGGAGUGUUUGCACACACUCCUGUCCUUUACUGCACAGAGGGAACUCCUGACUGUCACUCGCUGGGAUCUCACACUUCUACAUCUCUUUUCUUUUUACAAGGUAAGAGGCACUUGGGCACAGUGGCAACAGCUGGAUGUAGAUUAAGGAUUAAGACUUUUAUCAUAUUGAAAGGUUGCUGUAGGUUCCAGUAGGUCCCAGUAGGUUCCAGUAACUGAGGCUGAAUGCGAAGAAGAGAGAGGGACAUCUCAUAUCUCGUUGGUGGACCAGGUGGACAAGACUGCCUAUUGGAAUGGCAACACAGUGUCAUAGAUUGGUUACAUGGACAUGACAGAUGAAACCACCUGAAUCGGAGUUCCAGAGAAGUGCUUAGGAACCAUGCGUUGCUCAACCUUGUUGAUGAUCCUGACAGCUGUACUGCUGUAUCUGGUGAUGGGGGCACUGGUGUUUGGCUGGCUGGAAACACCUGAAGAAAAAUUAGCCUAUGAACAACUUCUCACCUCUCGCCAUGACUUCCUGCACAACCACUCCUGCGUCAGAGAGAAAAGCCUCACUGAGUUCACUCAGAAAGUGGUUGAUGCGAUUGAGGCUGGAGUUGAUGCUAGAAGCACUGCUAAUUUCACCAGUAGGUGGGAUCUGUCCAAUGCUUUUUUCUUCUGUGGAACCAUUAUCACCACCAUUGGUUUUGGGAACCUUUCCCCAAAGACACAGGGAGGCCAGCUGUUUUGUAUAUUCUAUGCAUUAGUAGGAAUCCCUAUGUUUGGAAUUCUCUUAGCUGGAGUGGGCGAUCACCUGGGAACUAUACUCCGGAGAGCAGUAGCAAAGAUAGAGGGUCUGUUUCUGAAACGGGUGAGUGCUACCAGUGUGAGGGUCAUAUCUGCUGUCUUCUCCAUUCUGAUUGGUUGCUUGAUCUUUAUUGCCUUGCCAACCUUGGUGUUUCAAGAAGUGGAAAAAUGGACUCUUCUGGAGGCAGGAUACUUUGUAGUAAUCACGCUGACAACUGUGGGCUUUGGUGAUUAUGUAGCAGACAAUCGCAGAAAUGGCUCUCCUCUCUACAAACCACUGGUGUGGCUUUGGAUUGUAUUUGGUUUGGCGUAUUUCGCUUCCAUCCUCACUAUGAUAGGCAACUGGCUCAGAGUGCUCUCCAAGAAAACUAGAGCAGAGAUGGAAGAGCUGAGAGCCCAUGCCACAGAUUGGACUCAGAACAUCCAGAACAUGUCUAUGGAUUUCCGUAUCCCUGUCCCUCUGGACCUUAAUGACCCAUUCCAGCUCCAGCGCAGACGCCGAAGGAAACGCCACCGUGGCGCCCACCAUCGACACCCGAGGUUGGCUGUGGAUGGGCUUCCUCAUGGGGUGUCCCUUGAGGCUGAGGCUGUCAAGGAAAAUGGGCAUCUGUUUGUGAGCUGGCCUGGUUCCCGAUAUAACACUGCUUCUGACACCAGGUUGUAUGCGAAGUACGAAAUGAGGCCUGGAUCAAGGCUUACAUCAGGUCAGAGGUCCAGGCCUGUCUCCCGGCCUGAGCUGAGGUCCCAGUCAAAGCCUGCAUCAAAGUCUGGAUCUAGAUCAGUUUCUGGGUCAGAUUCCAGAUCCGAGAUUUCGUCAGAAUCCUGGUCUGGGUCUGACUGGAACUCGCAGGAGUCUGGUUCUGUCUCUGGGCCUGAAACUGCUGAGAAAAGGCCUUUAAGCAUAAAGGACAUCCCUGCUGUCUUGGUUGCGAGCUAUUCUGCUCUUCCUGCACCUUCUCCAUCUCUUUCUUCUCCAUCGUCCCCUUCUUCUCCCCAACGCCCAUCUCUCCUGGACUUCUUUGGUGAGAACCUGGCCUACAUCGACGAGUCCUCUGACACUCUGAGCGACCGAAUCAAACCGUCCGGCAGCGGGACGAACCGGCCUCGCAAACCCAAGCGGAGAAGCAUGAGGAGGCAGCUCCCCUACAGGAGUCCUACUGGACUACAGAGUGAGUGCAGCAGUGAACUUCAACCCCCAUCAAACCCCCCGACACCCCCACCUCUCAAAGACUGACUGUGACACCUAAGGUCAGCAGUUCUGUAGAUUUCUAGAACCACAAAAUGAUGUAGUGUGUAACAGUGCACACUGCAGUCAGUGGCCGCAGCCUGCAAUACGUUAGUGGAAGGAGAGGACCAUCAGAGUUCAUUGCAGUUAGGUUGCCUUUUUAAACGGUGUGAAGGCGUGACUGCUGCUUUGCAGCAGAAAGGAGUUAAAGGUUGUCUGAGUACUGAGUGGUAAUUUGUCACCAAAGAGCUUGACAAAAAGCUAGACAAUGAUUUAUGCUGUGUUCAUAGUGUACGAAUGUAGCACUUCAGCAAAUUGGUCCUGUCUUGAUAUGUAAGCACCAGGUCAUGUGACUUGUAGCAUAAAUAUAACCAAAUAAUUGGUUGUACGCUGGUUAUAAGGUUGCUAUAUAUGUUAAAAUUUUCAGGCAAAAAAGUUCUGUAUAAUUUAAUGAAUAUGCUAAAAACAGGAUUUAGUGGGUCAUUAUAAACAAAUGUAACACAUCUUCUAUUUUUUAUAUGUUGAUAUAAAAUAAUACAUUUCCUUAGAAACUAGUUUGUCUCAAUAUGCCCUGCAUGUGACUGGCCACUAUUAAAUUAUUAUUUCAAAGAUAUCCAAACAGCAUAACCAACAACAAACCGCUCUGUGUAAAUUUGUUUACAUCUUAACCCUUUAACAUCCUCACCAAGAAAAUAAGAUGGGACACCUUUUAAUUUUUUAAGAGCCUGUUUUUGAAAUAUACACCUCUAUCAAACAUUUAUGGUGAAAAUUUGUGAUGAAAUCAGAACACAUAAAAAAAAUCAGAACGUUUCCCUUGUAUAAAGUUACAUAAUUUCAUCCAUCACCUCUUGAAACUAUGCCAAAAAUAACGUUUUACCAAAAACUAUUAAUAUAUUCAGUGAUUUACAAAUAAAUAAUAAAAAGGCAUAUUAUUGAAUGACACAGUGACCUCUAGUGGAUUAUAUUGACUUAGAUUAAAGUGUUACACAUUGAAUUAUGCAGAAAUUCUGGUAAAUCAUUUUCAAUAUACUCCCUCUAAAAUACAGUGCUGUGCCAUAAACACAGAUCACGUGCCAUAUUUACAGAAGUCUUACGCACAUUUGCUACAUUAAUUUGCCACAUAUUGUUUUAGUGAUGGCUUUUUUUUUUUUUUUUUUUACAAUUUUUUUUACAACAAAGUUUUUUAUACAGUUUCUUUUGAGUGAUUGUUGUGAUUUUCUCGUUUGCACUUGAUAUUUUCAAUUUGUGGCAUGCACAAUAUUGUGACUGCUUUCAGAAUGCAUUACAAUUGCAUCACUUUGUACCUCUGAAAUGUUUUAAAUGUCUUAUAUUUACAGUUUUUUUAUGUCUUACAUAAUCCAUGUCAGAUAAAUGUAAUAGUGUAAUAGAUUUGUGGAUCAUGUGACUAAUAUUCAUAAGUAGAAAUGGAUUAAAUGUAAACUGUUUUUUUUUCUUUGAAAGCAGUUCAGGGUCAGGCCGGGUCAGGUUUGGUGUGAACUCUGAAUGACUGGAUGGCGCCCUCUUAUGGCUGUCUGACUAUACAAGCAUUUUACUGCUUUUCCUAAAAGCUCUCUCACCAUUUCCUGUUUUUGCUCCUGUUGUCCUACUCCACAGACUAACUACAGAUACUGAAGGCCUAGUAUAAACUGAGUGAACUUGUAUGAUGUAUAUGUGUAUGUAGAAUAUAUUAAUUCUGUGGUUGGAAA